Molecule: messenger RNA, 2392 nt
Organism: Vigna angularis (adzuki bean)
Lineage: Eukaryota; Viridiplantae; Streptophyta; Magnoliopsida; Fabales; Fabaceae
Product: protein PLASTID MOVEMENT IMPAIRED 1
Exons: 2
Coding region: 71-949 (292 amino acids)
Source: RefSeq, a predicted model, not a curated record
CCUUUCAAUGUGAGCAUCACAUUUUCUUCUUACUCCUCCCAAAACUGUCUCUUCGUUUUUGUAGCAACUAAUGAUGUCAGAAGACAAGAGAAACUCCAAUGUUCAGCUCCUACAAGAACUAGAUGCCCUUAGGAAAACCCUUUACCAAUCACACACCUCAAACACAACCAGAAUAAUAACAGCUUCCUUAGCUCUACCAAGACCAGCCUCAUCUCCUUUUGUCUCAUCUACCGAAGAUGACAAUGACACUGCUAAAGUCAACAACAAACAAAGCAACAAAACAAGGUCUCGUGGCAUGUCCUUGUCUCCAUGGAGAUCAAAGCCAAACCUUGAACAUGCCAAGGCAACUCUCAUUCAGCCGGAUACCAUUAAGUUUGAUGAGACGGCAAGCUCAGUGGUCACUGCUCAAGGCCUUCCUUCAUCCAUGAAUGGACUUAGGCUUUCUGUUUGUGUUAGAAAGAAAGAGACCAAAGAUGGGAGUGUUCAGACAAUGCCUUCAAGGGUUGAUCAAGGCGCUGCAGAUUUCGAAGAGAUCUUUUUCAUUAGGUGUCAUGUUUACUGCUACCGUGGUAGUGGAAAGCAGCUUAAGUUUGAGCCAAGGCCGUUUUGGAUAUACCUUGUUGCAGUUGAUGCAAAAGAGAUUGGUUUUGGAAGAAACUGUGUGGAUUUGAGCCAAUUGGUUCAAGAAUCCUUUGAGAAAAGCCAGGAAGGAAAGCGUGUGAAGCAGUGGAACACAAGCUUUGGCUUAUCAGGAAAGGCAAAAGGAGGAGAACUGGUUCUGAAACUUGGGAUCCAAAUCAUGGAGAAAGAUGGAGAUGUUCAUAUGUUUAGCCAGGAAGAAAAUUUUAAGUCUGGCAGAUUCAAAAAGCUUACCUCUUUUGUUCGCCAAAGAUCCAAGUCUUCAUUCAGCUUUACUAGUCCAAGAAUAAGAAGCAGAAGUGAUGCUUAGAUUCCUUCAGAGAGAAUAUUAUUAUUAUAAUAAUUUUAUUAUUUUAUUGUUAUUAUAAUAUAAAAAAUUACGAAAGUUAGUCUUAAUAUAAGCUCAUCCGAAAAAUGUCCUUAGUAAAGUUGUCAAAUCAUAAAAACAUAAAUAUAACUGCUUAGAAGGUAGCAUACCUGUAAGGUUUAUUUCGUUUCAUACAUAAUAUAAAUUUAACAAAGUAGUGUGUCAAUUUGAUCUAAUCUUAUAGUAAAUAUAAAAAAUACUAUUUAGCAGAGAUUUAUUUUUCAAGUUUUUAUCCUUCUGCAAAUUAAUUUUCAAGAUUUUCCAAACCUCCACCGUUAGAGUUAUAACUAUUAAUUAUCGGAGGUUUUUUGUGACCCAUGGCAUUUUAUUCAAUUUAUACUGGAUUUUAACAUUUUUUUAUUAAUAACUAUUAUUUUGUAAAGUUUCGAAACUUUUUUUAUUUUCAACUAUUUUACUCCAAAGAUUAAUUUGAUAAUUUUUUUUACUUUUUUUUUCUUAACAAAAUACAAAAAUUUAUUCAUUUUAUGAUAUUGUAUGUUCAUAAAAUUGUCACCACCGUUACUCUACAAACUAGGGUGUGUUCAUUCCUUGUUAAACGAAACCUGAAAGGGUCUAUUGCUUAACACGAGACGCCUUCCUUUCACAUCAUUGUGCCUCCCAAUGCUAAAACAAGUGUUGCUGCUGGCACAGAACACAAGCUUGUAACCCGCGUCAAAUCUCUGAAUGUUAAACGUUCCAGUCAAUAUCUUCUUCCCUGGAUGAUCUCUAGCACCACCAAUUCCCACCCAUUUCUCUGGGAAAUCAUCAGAAACCACCACCCAUUUGGAAGAUGAAGCACACGAAGGUUUAUCUACGAAUGCAAUAUUCAAAGAUUUUUGUGUGAAGAUGGCACCUGAGCUUGUUCCUUGUUGGCUGAACGUCACUGCCUGGCCAUGGUUAGACUCAUCAGGAGUCUGUAGAACAGUAACAGGGCAUGUUGAGUUGCCAGCAAGACCUAAUGCUACACCACCACCUUCUGGGCCAGAGAAAAAUGGCAGAAUGAAGUAUUUUGCAGUAGAAGAAACGGGACUUUGUUGUGAGUCUACCACUUUCUCAGAAGGGGCUGCGAAGGAUAAUGUGAGGUUGAUGGUAGUGAUGGCAAAGAGGAAGAAGAAGGAAAGGGUGAGUAAUGGUGCAGACUUCAUGAUGUUUAUGUGUUUUGCUGGUUUAGGUUUAUGUCUAUGAUGUCUGUGUUUCUGGUUCAACCUCCUUUAUAAAGAUUCUCUUAGGGUUUCAUAUGAAGCAAUUUUUCUUUUGAAUCUGCUGGUUGAAGAUCCAAAAUAAAUACCUUUGACUCAGGUUUUGAAAGGUGUUUCCAAAUUUAUAUAAUUUUCUACUAAUGUAGUUUCCCCUUUUUAAUGUAAUUAAUGUUUUUUUUUCACCUUA